AUGCGAUUCGAGUCGGAUAUACUUACACCAGGGCACGCCGAGGGAUCCAAAAUCCGAUUCGAGGCCAUCGAACCCGAAGAAGCCGGAGCGAGAAACCGGGUCGUAAGGCGAGACGCAGACGAAUCUCCGGGAGUUGAAGAUGAGGGAGAAGAUGAGGAGGAGGACGAGAGCGAGAAGGAGGAGGCAGGGCCAGACUGGUCCGGUUCGGGUCAAGUAGUUGGUGAUUCGGGUUGUGAAGAAGGAGAUGGGCAAGUGUUUCUUGGUUUUGGACUCGUCGGCAGCUACGGCAUCGUUUUCGGCCGCGGCUUCGUCCGCGUAGAGCGCGUUCCGGCGGGAGGAGAGGGCUCGUUCGAGCAUUUUGGUUGGUGA
Messenger RNA from Prunus armeniaca (apricot), 369 nucleotides. The record is from the annotation of a GenBank genome assembly. NCBI's taxonomy places the organism in Eukaryota, Viridiplantae, Streptophyta, Magnoliopsida, Rosales, Rosaceae.